ACGCACCAUUCUUCUUCACAUUGUGCUCAGCUUCACGCAGCCAUCUCAGCUUCCAGCUACUUUGGUCAAGGAGAACCCAGACCCUCUUGAAGACAUGGACCUCAACGGAACAUGGCAGGUUUACUCCCAGGAGAACUACGAGGAGUUCCUCAAAGCCUUGGAACUCCCAGAAGAUGUUAUCAAGAUAGCCAAGGACAUCAAACCUAUUACUGAGAUUAAGCAGACAGGCAAUGACUUUGUCAUCACUUCUAAGACACCUGGAAAAACCGUGACAAACUCCUUUACCAUCGGAAAAGAGGCUGAAAUUACCACCAUGGGUGGCAAGAAGCUAAAGUGCAUUGUCAAUUUGGAGGGAGGCAAACUGGUCUGCAAAACCGGCAAAUUCAGUCACAUACAGGAACUCAAAGGCGGAGAAAUGGUUGAGACUCUGACGGUGGGCUCAACAACUCUUAUCAGGAAGAGCAAAAAGAUUUAAAUCUGGGAGUGACAAAGAUACAAUGUCUAUUUAAAUAAAGAAAGGCUGUGUAAUGUG
Molecule: messenger RNA, 532 nt
Organism: Cyprinodon tularosa
Lineage: Eukaryota; Metazoa; Chordata; Actinopteri; Cyprinodontiformes; Cyprinodontidae
Gene: fabp10a
Product: fatty acid binding protein 10a, liver basic
Exons: 4
Coding region: 95-475 (126 amino acids)
Biological process (GO): fatty acid transport
Cellular component (GO): nucleus; cytosol
Molecular function (GO): fatty acid binding
Source: RefSeq, a predicted model, not a curated record